UAUUGUACAUAAAAAUGGCGAAUUUUGAAGGACGAAAUCCUGUUGUAAAAAUACAGGCGGUUGUUCGUGGGUUUUUGGUCAGAAGAAAGUUUUUGCGGCUGAAACAGGAAUACGAUGAGAUUGUAAUGUGUUUUGAGGGGCACAGUGCUAAGGUCCGUUGGAAAACCGAUUCAAAACUUUGUUUACCAACUGUACAUCAUGCGGAUUUUAAAACUACGGGAAAAUAUGAUGUAUUGCCUGAGAAUGGACAGCAAUUGACAGUUAGCGAGUCAAAUGUGGACACUGAUAUUGCAAGAGAUCAUUUCAAACCAAAAAUAGAAUUUUGCAAAAAUGAAACUUGUGACAAAGAUAUAUUGGCUCCUGAGGGAGACUUUGAAAAUGAAAUAUUUUAUCCAAACAACAAGACAUCUCUGUUUAAACUCCGUGAAGAUUUAACUAUGGAAUUACUCUGGAUUGAGCAAGCAAUUGAAAGCAGAAUAAAUUAUUUGAAAGUGAAGGAGAAUAUGAACAUACAAGCAAGUACCAAUUAACUUUCAUCAAGGACAAUCUUAUAAAUAUAUGAAAUGGAUAAUUGCUGUAUGGAUUUUGAUGUAAAAAAGUUAUUAAAAAGAUUAAUUUACUUCACAUCUAGGAAAUUAAUUUGGAGAAAUGUCUAAUACUUCCUUCCCCCAAGAUAAUUAACACCUUCAUA
Dendronephthya gigantea is the source of this 691-nucleotide messenger RNA. RefSeq lists its product as uncharacterized. Gene Ontology annotation, molecular function: protein binding. The coding region runs from base 15 to 530 and encodes 171 amino acids. Lineage: Eukaryota; Metazoa; Cnidaria; Anthozoa; Malacalcyonacea; Nephtheidae. The record is from RefSeq and is a predicted model, not a curated record. The transcript has 4 exons.